This is a messenger RNA of Sclerotinia sclerotiorum 1980 UF-70, 1530 nucleotides long. RefSeq lists its product with no specific name. The coding region runs from base 1 to 1530 and encodes 509 amino acids. The record is from RefSeq and is a predicted model, not a curated record. The transcript has 2 exons. NCBI's taxonomy places the organism in Eukaryota, Fungi, Ascomycota, Leotiomycetes, Helotiales, Sclerotiniaceae.
AUGUGUUUCAUACGCCCUUUUCAAUACACUUGCUGCGGCCGAAUCUACGUCGAAGUCACCAAACUUGAUAGCAGCUGUCCCCAGGAUUGGCCGCUGCGAAAGUGUCCCGAUGACUAUUGCAUAAUAUAUCGCCCCAGAGAUGAAGUGGGACUGGAUUUGUUGCAAGGUACAUGCUGGAGAUGUCGAGCCAUGCAAGAGAGGCUUGAGGGAGAGGAUUACGAAGCUCGGAGACCACCUAUCGAUAAUGCAUUUGUGGUUGAGGGUCCAAAGGACUGGAACCCUGAAAAACGACGUAGGAAAGCCGAGCUCUAUGGGAACUGUUGGUACUGUGGCGCUAGCAGUGAUGGUGUUAGGGAUUGCGAAGGAUGUGAGGGAACAGGAAGUGCAUGUAAAGGGAAGAAUAAAUCUGCUGAAGAUGCACCUGCGGUUCCAGCUAAGAAGCGUCGUCGCACUUCUCCUGCUGCUCCUGCUGCUGCUGGUACUGGAGGAGGUAUUACCAAGCCUAGAAGAGGCAGGCCGCCAGGAGGCAGUAAGAAGAAAAAGCUUGCAACCAUCAAGGAAGAGUCUCGAACGAACCAAUACAAGUUUCCCAUCGACAGCAAUAACGCAGCUCAACAAGGGCAAUUCCAUCCUGAUAUUGCUGGACCUUCAUACAACCAGCCUACCUGGCAGUUAGCACCCACUCCUCAUGGAGAUACUACCGCGCCUAGCUACGGUAUGAAUAUUGGUGACGAUAUCAAUAACCCCUUUGCAGCGCUGUCCGGUGACACACAGUCAUUCUUGGCAAAUCAAGCAGCGCUUUCUCAAUACGGUCAAUACGGCGGCAGCAUGGCAGAAAACACGGCGAACUAUCAACAAUUCGAGCGCUCAACGAUGGCACAUCAAGAAGAUUUCCAGUAUCAAGAGCAUUUCCAACGCCUCCAACAUCACCAAUAUCUCCAACAUCUCCAAAAUCAAGAACAUCCCCAACAACAAGAAUAUCUCCAGCAACAAGAACAUCUCCAGCAACAAGAACACCUCCAACAACAAGAACUCCACCAAUCCAUCGAAUCCGAUAACGACGAAUCACAUGGUGAAUCUAAGAUUGACGACGGCGGUGAAGGAGUGAAGUCCGAUACUAAUUUGGGUACAUCUGAGAAAGCAUUUGCCUGUUUUACCGCCGGUAUGGAUCAGAGUCAUCAUGGCCUCAAUCUGACUCCUGAACCUUUUCCCUUUGAGGAAGGUUUGACACAUUUUCCGUCUCGGGAUACAAACAAUGAUUUUGCGACAGCGGGUGCUAGUACACAUACAUAUACACAUACACAUACACAUAUAGAUCCGGUUGCACCAGUUCCUCAAAUGACAACGGAUCGGUUUUCACCACAGCCAAAUUAUUUGCUAAGUCCUGCUUUGUCAGAAGCGCAUAUUGCUCAGCAUGCCCCUCAAAAUACUCAUACAGCAAUUUCCGAUGAGGCUUUAGCUUCUGCUCUGAUAGCUAGUAUGUCUGCUCCUGCUUCUAUCUCGGCUUCACGUAUCGCUACUCCCCCAUAA